GUUUUGUUCGCAUCUAAAUAAUUGCUCUCAAGUUAAUUCGACAUCAAUAAUAAUCCGCAGUAAUGGCAGACAAGGUAGCAUCACCUGUAGCAGCCGCUACUCCAACCAGUCCGGCUGUACAAGCGAAGAAAGGUGCCGCUGCUCUGAAAUCGCAGAAACCUCGUACCAAGCCGGCGCAUCCUCGUACGUCUGAGAUGGUCAACUCUGCAAUCUCUACUCUGAAGGAACGCGGAGGUUCAUCUCUGCAGGCUAUUAAGAAGUACAUCUCAGCUACGUACAAGAUCGACGGAGAAAAACAAGCACCUUUCAUCAAGAAAUAUCUGAAGGCUGCUGUCAGCACUGGGGCUUUAGUUCAGACCAAGGGCAAGGGAGCUUCUGGCUCGUUCAAGAUUUCUGCUACGAAGAGUGAGACUUCCAAACCCAAGGUAAAACCAGCAGCACCAAAACCAGCUGUACUCAAGAAGAAGGCUGCCCCCUCAGCCGUUUCUUCUAAUAAGAAGGUGAGCGCCGCCAAGAAAGCAGCUGCAGCCAAAAAAACCGGCGCUGCUAGUAGUGUUGUUACAAAGGAAAAGCGCAAAGUCGCUAGAUCCCCGGCCGCCAAACCACCAAAAGCAAAGAGCUCUUCCAAGGCCAAGAAAGUCGCUAAAGCACCUACAAGCAAGCCUAAAGCACCGAAACCGAAAAAGGCAACAGCUGCCCCGAAAACCGCCAAGCUAGCACCGAAGAAGGCGGCUGCUCCUAAAAAGAAGUAAAUCGCUUCGAUUUGCAGGCGUCAUCUACAAUAGCAAUGAGCAGCAGCAGCAAGCAGCAGCAUCAACACAAAAAAAAACGGUCCUUAUCAGGACCAUCAAAAAUUUUUUGCAAAACAAAUUUGAUCGUACGCACGUUUUCAUGUUAAUGGUGUAUACAUAAAAUUUAUGCCAAACAUUUUGGAAAUCGUUAUUUUGAAGAGCAAAUUACGAGUUAUAAAUUAUCCGUAUUGCCGAUACUAGGUAGUUGCUAAAAUCAGACGAAAAUUUAUUUCUGUUGUCUUCAUAGAUCUUCGAUAAACUAUCGAAUCUUAUAGCCAGCGAGUCGAUUCGCGUUUUAAAACGUCAGGAAGUAGUAGAUCCGUCGAUUGCUAGCAUUAUCGGGUUUUCCCUAAACAAAAAUGAGAGAAAUUUAUCGUCAAGCGGUGCUUUCUGCGUUUUAUAUGUACGCGCUACUCACGUUGGUAAACGGUAUAUGUAUAGAGAACAACGGACAGUCUAUUACCAACGUUGGCACGUGACAGUUUAUGAAGAACUUUCAUCGGCCUAGUCAGGAGCUAGGUCGAUAAUUUACGAAUCUGCCGUUAUCUCAAUGCUCGGAAACGAUUACAAAAAAGAAUUGAAACUGACAGUCUGCCUGUUAUAAAUCCUAAGGAUUGCAGUCUUGUCGAGUUUCUACUUCAUUCAGGGUCCAUAUAUUCUCUUUUUCGUGUGCGAACGCGUCGAGGUUCAACCGGAUGCCAUUGCAUUGGUUUUACGACCCAUUCUGAAUUCGCACGCCAUGCAAUCGUAGCUUUGCACUGCUUUACGCUGAUCGAGACGAGUGAAUAUAAUUUUUCUCGUGUGAAUUGACUACCUGUAAGUUCGGUGAUAAAGUCAUGCAGUUACGACAACUCGUCGAUGUACGUACAAUAAUUGCAAUCGCUUAGC
Molecule: messenger RNA, 1679 nt
Organism: Neodiprion fabricii
Lineage: Eukaryota; Metazoa; Arthropoda; Insecta; Hymenoptera; Diprionidae
Product: histone H1-like
Exons: 1
Coding region: 63-752 (229 amino acids)
Biological process (GO): nucleosome assembly
Cellular component (GO): nucleosome
Molecular function (GO): structural constituent of chromatin; DNA binding
Source: RefSeq, a predicted model, not a curated record